Aricia agestis (brown argus) is the source of this 865-nucleotide messenger RNA. RefSeq names its product programmed cell death protein 10 (gene Ccm3). The transcript is spliced from 5 exons. NCBI's taxonomy places the organism in Eukaryota, Metazoa, Arthropoda, Insecta, Lepidoptera, Lycaenidae. Gene Ontology annotation, molecular function: protein kinase binding. The coding region runs from base 162 to 791 and encodes 209 amino acids. Gene Ontology annotation, cellular component: FAR/SIP/STRIPAK complex; Golgi apparatus. Gene Ontology annotation, biological process: regulation of Golgi organization; positive regulation of MAP kinase activity. The record is from RefSeq and is a predicted model, not a curated record.
UUUGUAAUUUGUAGUUUCUCAAAAUAAUUUGUGUUUGUUUCAUAUCUUGUAAAUUAUCUAUUGUUAAUAUUCAAUUUCUCGCAAUACCUCAAGGCUGAAUUUUACAGCUUUCAUCUGAAAAAAAUCGUUUAGUGUUUUCAAUUUACUUUUGUUUAGCCAUAAUGACCAUGGGCGAUGAACUGCCUGUUACCUCUUUAGUUUUACCUGUUCUCAUUCGUCCUGUUUUAUCCCAGCUGGAAAAAUAUCAUUUGGGAGCGUCACAAACUUUACGAGCUGCACUCACCAAGGCGGAAGCGGCAGUGCCAGGACUAAACUAUGAUCUUGUUGCUGGUAUUAUGCGAAGAGCUGAUAUACCUGUGAACAUGAAUGAGAGCUUGCUUCGGCUGCAGGGAACACUUUCUGAAGCUGAAUGUGCCGACUUACGCUUAAAUCGGUCAGAGGAAGCAUUCCAAGAAUUAAACAAAAAGUCAGCAUCUUUAAAAAAAAUUUUAAGCAGAAUUCCUGAUGAAAUAACUGACAGAAAAACAUUCCUUGAAACAAUCAAAGAAAUUGCAUCUGCAAUCAAGAAGUUACUUGAUGCCGUCAAUGAGGUGUCAACUUAUACUCCAGGACCAGGGAAACAAGCACUGGAGCAGAGAAAGAGAGAAUUUGUUAAAUACUCUAAGCGGUUUUCAAAUACUUUGAAGGAGUAUUUUAAAGAGGGACAAGCAAAUGCAGUGUUUGUGAGUGCACUUUAUUUGAUCCAUCAAACAAAUCAAAUCCUCUACACUGUGAAGAAUAAAUCAGAAUAAAGUCCACUGAGGGAGUUUUGCAAAUUAAAAACAAUGUUAAGUAUUAUGAAGGAAAUUCCUAAGAAUUAUAUAUU